Molecule: messenger RNA, 1722 nt
Organism: Micromonas pusilla CCMP1545
Lineage: Eukaryota; Viridiplantae; Chlorophyta; Mamiellophyceae; Mamiellales; Mamiellaceae
Gene: TIC55-3
Product: chloroplast envelope protein translocase family
Exons: 4
Coding region: 1-1722 (573 amino acids)
Cellular component (GO): cytoplasm
Molecular function (GO): chlorophyllide a oxygenase activity; 2 iron, 2 sulfur cluster binding
Source: RefSeq, a predicted model, not a curated record
AUGGCGACCGCGACGCGUCCCCGCGUCGCGACGCGCGGCCGCGCGGCCGUCGCGGCGGCGCGGCCCGCGGCGACGGCCGCCCGCGGCGUCGGCGUCGUCGGAAGCGCGGCGUCUUCUUCGUCUUCGACGUCCUCCUCGCGCGUCGCCGUCCGCCGCGCCGCGGCGCCGUCGCUCCUCUCCUCGCGCCGCGCGUCCUCGCGCGGGUCCGCCCUCGUCCCGACCGCGAUCGCGUCCCCCCCCGCGUCCUCCCCCGCGACGGAAGACGCCGCGGGCGAGCCGUCGUCGUACGAUUGGCACAACCAGUGGUACCCCGUCGCGUUCGUCGCCGACCUCGUCGACGACGCGCCGUUCACGUUCACGCUCCUCGGCGAGCCCCUCGUGUUCUGGAAGGACAAGACGACGACGACGAACAGCGCGAGCGGCGGCGGGACCUAUCGAUGCACCGCGGACAAGUGCCCGCAUCGCCUCGUCCCUCUGUCCGAAGGGAGGGUCAACGACGCGGGCGAGAUUGAGUGCGGGUACCACGGCUGGACGUUCGACGGCGCCUCCGGGAAGUGCACGUCCAUCCCGCAGCUCCCGGCGACGGGGAACGCGAUCGACACCGCGCUCGCGUCACCGCGGUCGUGCGUGACGCCGUACCCGACCGCGGUCGCGCAGGGGAUGCUGUUCGUGCUCCCGGUCAGCGCGUUGAAGUCGGACCCGGCGUCGCGGCCGCCGGUGCCCGUGAUUCCCGAGAUCGACGACCCGGGUGCGUCCCACUGCGUGGUGCAGGACAUCUCGCGCGACCUCCCGAUGGAUUACGCGACGCUGUUAGAGAACGUGAUGGACAUCUCGCACGUGCCGUUCACGCACCACGGCAGCGUCGGUCGACGCGAGAACGCGACGCCGGUCGUCGCGGAGCUCACGACGGAGCUCGCGGACGGCGGGUUCGAAGGGAUCUGGAAAGAGGGUCCGAGGAACGGCAAGUACGGGUCUCAGUACACGCACUUCCAAGCGCCCGCGCUGAUGCGCCACACGCUGCGGACGGACCAGUUCACGACGCUGACGGUCGUGUACGCGGUGCCGACGACCCCGGGAAGGUGCCGUCUCAUGGCGCGGUUCCCGUUCAUAUUCAAAGCCGCGCCGCCGAGGUUUUUCUUCAAGCUCGUCCCGAGGUGGUGGUCGCACCUGAACCAAAACUCCAUCCUCGAGGACGAUCAGAUCUUCCUUCACAAGCAGGAGCGCUUGAUCGAGAUCGAAAAGAACGUCAGAGGGAAAGCUUACGCGCAGGCGUGCUACAUGCCGUCGCAGGCGGACACGUACGUCGGCGCUUUCCGCCGAUGGAUCGUCGACAACGCGGGCGGGUCGCCGGCGUGGCCGAAAGGGAUGAAGGACGCGCUGCCGCCGCAGCUGACGACCAAAGAGCAGAUCCUCGACCGCUUCCACUCGCACACCGAGCACUGCAAGUCGUGCGCGGUCGCGCUGUCGAACCUGACGAAGAUUCGCAAGGCGCUGCGGGUGGUCGCGUUGGUCGCGCUCGCGGCGGCGGCGGGGACGUUCGCGCGCGCGGCGCCGCCGAAGGUGUGGAUCGGAUUGUCCGCGAUCGCCGCCAUCGCGGCGGGGAUUCGCGAAUGGAUGGGAGGGCUCGUGGGGAAGAUGAAGGUGGGGCCGUAUCCGCCGCCGAGGAGGCCGCCGAGUCUGAUGGAGGCCGCGCUCGAGUCCGCGAGGAUCGGGUUGAUCUAG